Molecule: messenger RNA, 5367 nt
Organism: Siniperca chuatsi (mandarin fish)
Lineage: Eukaryota; Metazoa; Chordata; Actinopteri; Centrarchiformes; Sinipercidae
Exons: 3
Coding region: 152-3349 (1065 amino acids)
Biological process (GO): regulation of transcription by RNA polymerase II
Cellular component (GO): nucleus
Molecular function (GO): RNA polymerase II cis-regulatory region sequence-specific DNA binding; DNA-binding transcription factor activity, RNA polymerase II-specific; protein binding
Source: RefSeq, a predicted model, not a curated record
UGUGCGUAGAUAGUAGACUGGGACUAUAUAGUCUCCAUGGAGGUUCUUUUCUCCAUUCAACUGCAAGCAAGACCUGGUAGGACAGUGCACAUUGGAAGCUUCAUGCACACCAUAGGAUAGUGGGGGUUUGUUGCUCCUCUCCCAGUAUAACAUGGAGGUGACACCCUGUGUCCAGGCAGCUAGUAGCCACGCAGCAUCACUGCUGACAAGUCUGAACCUCCAAAGAGAACGAGCUCAGUUCUGUGACUGUGUGGUCAGACAGGGACAGAGCCCAGGCCAACUCUACCCUGCGCACAGGUGUGUCUUGGCAGCUUCAAGUCCAGUUUUGGCAUCUAUCUUGUCCUCUACUGGUGCCCUGGUAGAACUGCAGGCUCCAUGUCUGUCUGACUCAGUACUGGCACUUCUUUUGAACUACAUUUACACAGGGGUUUUGCCGUACACCCGUAGUCAGCAACAGUAUUACAAUCUGCUCACUGCUGCCUCCUACCUGCAGAUGGACGAACUGCAGGAGGCUCUGAGGGCUUGGCAACAGACUGAGGUGAAUGCUGCAGAUAAUACAAAUGUUUCCACUGGGGCUGAGAAUCAGCCAUAUAAAGACAUUAACAACACUUAUAGUAAAACCAUGAACACCUUAUGUAAGCAUCUGCCAUUAUCACACACUGGCAGUGUAAAUUCACCAGAGAGAGAGGAUCAUCAAGAUUCAGUCAAUGUGGACACACAUGAUGAAACUCAGAUGCAUUCAGCCAAUGUAGAUUCCUGUAUGAAAGAUGUAAAAAUAGAUACAUUUAGAAGUAGCAGUAAUAAUGGUGCAAACCAUUAUAGUAGAAAAGAUGCAAGCACUUUAAGCAAUGUAAGUUCCUGUUGUGGUAUGUGUGAAAGCACUGAAUGUAGUGUAAAUACAGGUCACUGCAAGCAAGUAAUGUAUCUGACACCUCAAGACUUCAUUCAAAAUAUCCCUUGCACCGCUGGAGUGGAUGGGAUGUCUAGAGUGGACAAAGAGGUGCAAAUGGAUCAGUUUCAUUCAGCUGGCACUGUAAAACCAGAGACUUGGCAGGAGAGGACUGGCCUGAAGAGGACAGAGGAGGAGGUAGUGAGGACCGUUGAGGACAGGAGUAGCUUGUAUUUACUGUGCACUGCUGAGGUGCAAGAGGAAGAAACGAACAGAGCGGAGAAGACGCAGCGACUGUGUUUAACACUGAAAAGUAAAUCAGAGGAGAAGCAAGCUAACAGAAAAGAGGAAGACAAGACUCAGAUGCAUCACUCUCCCCUUCUUCGUCUCUCGACCUCCCACAUUAAGGACAAUGUUUCUCCCUCACAGUGCUCCUCCUCAUCCUCUUCCUCAUCACCACAGCCAUGCUGUGAGGCAGUGCCUGUCAUCCGUUAUAGCAGUAGAGCAGAUAUGCUCCAGCUGGCAGGAGUGUCUACAAUGCCUCCUUACUACCCAGUAUCCCAGGCCUCAGUCAGCUCCAGUAUGGCCCCUGACUCACGAUCAGACAAUGACAUUGUUGAAGGUAUUACCACUAAACACAAAAAUCAUUAUGGGGCACAGAUUCAGGAUUACAGAAACAAUAAAGGUCAUAUUGGAACACAUAGCUGGGAUUACAAGGAUAGUUCAUAUCAAUGUGCAAUACAGGAUUUAUGUUACAAAUCCAAUGCAGAUCAAUCUGACAUCCUAAAACAGGAUUACCACAGCAGCAAUACAGAUCAUGAUGAACAUAUGGGCAAUGGUUUAUCCCACAUUACAGGUAAUAAUGAUUGCUAUGCUCAUUGUGAUUCACAUCAGAAUAAGAAUCACACAAAACAUUUUAGGGAUGAUUCAGUGCCACAUAAUAAGGAUUGCAGCAGUUUCACCAGAGGAUUAAAGUAUAAAACUGAUCUCAGUUGUGAUGAUUUACCCUCCAAACAUCAGCGACUGGAUUGCUCUGAUUGCCACAAUGUCUGGAUGGCAAAUGCAGCAGAGGAGCAGUCGCAAGAUCUGGGAGCUGUAGUUUCACUUCUUGUACAGGACUCUGGCACAGGAAGUGUCUCUCACUGUGAAGAUUUGUGUCGAGAGGGAGAAUCGAAAGAGGAACACAGUUACUCAAGCAGGCGUCCAGCUGAAAUGGAUAGACAGGACAGCCACUGUAAUCGCUAUCCACCUAAGACUGAUUGGUACCCAAACUUGCACAGAGCCGAGACAAGCACAAAAGAUGCUACCUCUAGCCAGCACGAACAUGAUUCAGACAACAAAAACACAGCUAUGACAGACAAACGAGGCAGUGUUGAUGUUUGUCUGUCUGUCCCCAGCACACCAGAAUCAUGUUUGUAUAAUGUCACUGGCGGCCUCUCUGCUUUUGAACGCCGCACAACUCUGGAACUUGAAAAGACCUCAGGCACUGAGAUCACAGAGCCACACUUAACUUUUACAGUGCCUGUGGAGAACAACAUGUCUGAGCCUAUGUAUAGUGUUGUGGGGCAGUCAUACCGUGGACAUCUUAAUUAUCACUGCCUACCCCAGGAGGACACACACUUAUCACAUGGAGACUCUGAGCACAAACACUUCCACCCUAGCCUCCUUGAUCAUUCAGACCAGUCUAGUGAUGAGGAGGAGAUUGGUAUCUUUGCCAGUCCAGGCCAAAGUCCUCUGAGGCAGCACUUUGCUACAGGGACUACAGACCAGGUUCUACUGCUGGAUAUUAGCACCAAACCUGAUGAGUUGCUAGUGUCCUACAAACACAGAUCUGACCAAGGAAAGAAGUGGAUUGCAUUCGGCCACGAGGACACAUUUGGGAAUGGGUGGGGGCAAUGGAAUGAAACAACAUCUGUAGCAGGGGUUAACAGGAGAAAAUUUACAGCUAGGAUAAAACGUGGGGCUGAGAGUUUUGAUGAGGCUCAAUCUAAAUCUUGGUUUGCAGAAACAAAUGUUGAAGAAAGAGAAUCUGUUGGUAAAGAGCAAAGCAGGCCAGGAGCUGAGGCUAUACAUAAAUCUGGGGUUGUGGAGGGUGAGAACCAGACCACUACCUUGACAGUCUGUUCACCUACUAGUGUGCCAGACUCUGUACAGGCCUCCGUGUCAUCUACCUUGUCUGUCUGCAUACCUUCUACCCUUUCAGCCAGCUUGCCAAAAAAUAUAUCAGCCCAUCUGUCAACUCCUGUUCACCACCCUUUCCAGUGCUCUCUGUGCGACCGUUCCUUCAGCCAGCGAGGCUCUCUGAAUAGACACACGCGGAGCCACCUUGGCGUACGGCCCUUCCCCUGCCCCCGCUGCCCUAUGACCUUUUCACGCCAGUACCGUGUCACAGAGCACAUGCGUGUUCACCAGCGCUGUGUUCUUGGGAGUGACUUUCAAAAGCCCCCUUCAUCAAUUUGAGACAAUGAGAAGAGGCCACAAAUGUGAAAUAUAUUGUCCUGUCAUUGAAGGUAAGUAUUAUUCUAAUGUAUUGGUUUGUUUUCAAUAGCUCAGGAUUAUGAAAAUUUCUUCCAUAUUUUGCAAAUAUAUGGAAUAAGGGCAUUUUUGAGAUGAAGUUCUGACAUUCAUUUCCUCCAGAGGCCAACAAUGUUAGUUAACCCUGAUAACGCUGCAGUGCUCCAGUGAAAAUUGGCCAUUCCAAAUAAGGAAAAAGGGGAAAGAAGUAGAAAAAAUAAAUAAAAAAAUCAUUUAAAGCACCUAUAAUCUAGUUUGACGUUUAUGGCGAUUUAUAGAGCAUUUCAGCUCAUUGUUUAGCUGUCUGGCCCACAACUGUUUUGGUUCAUCGCUCUAAUAGGGCUGUUUCAGGCCGCAGAAGGCAGCUGUUUUCAGAGAAAAAGCUCUAAAGACCCAGUGUACACUACCUGCUCAGCACCAAACAGCAGACAGCCACAGUUAGCAACUAGCUGGUGAACAUAGUGGAGCAUUUAGCAGCUGAAGAGGAUUUCCCAGGAGUUGGUAGAGACCAGAAACAGAGCUUAAAGAGAGUGAACAUUGCACUUACUAUUACCAGGUUUUCAGAAACAUGACACCACAUGAAUGAUAAUGCUUCUCUGUAACUGCUAGAUGUAUAAGUAAGCAAUUGUCUGUUUACAAAUUUACAAUAAAAACAUGUUAUUGCAGGUUGCUCGUUAUCUGCUGGAUGUGUAAAUAGGCAAAUGUUUGCUAACAAGUUAGCCACAUACAACAUACAAGGUGAUGAUAUGUGAGUGUUGUGUUCACAGCUUGUUUUCUCACUACUGGUAGCUAAAUCUUUGUCAGAUUGACAUUUUGACUCCAUUCCAUUCAUUGCUCCAGAGUGCGUGUAUUCAGCAGGCACAACAUUGUAGUUAAUCAUGAGGUUUUCUUUGGCAGAUAGUCUAAAGCUGCAGUAACAGUUAAAAAGGUUUUGUAAAACAGUUGCCUGUCACAUUAAUGUGAAUCAUGUUCCCUGUUUAGACUAUGUGUAGGAUGUCAAAGACUUUGUUUUUAUAAACUGUUGUAAUAAUCAAAUUAUUUAACAGAAUGUCUAUUCCUGUAUUUAUGCAUGUCAUUUCUCUUUGUUCAUGGAAGGCUAUAUGUUGUGUAAUCUAGAAUAGAUUUAAAUGAGAGAUCAAUUACAGCUGCUCAUUUUGUAACAUUGAUAGUGAAACUGAGCUUGUCUUCAUGUAGAUAUGUCGUGUUGUAUGUCUUAUUCACAAUGUGUAUAUGUGAUGGACAAUUUUAGUUUUUUUUCCAGUUUUCAGAUUUUCACAACAACACUUUUAAAUAAUAUAAUUUGAAUAUGUUUGGUAUUACAAAAAAGCUAGCUACACUUUUUACAAACACAAUUUGAACACGCUGAAACAUAAUGAACUUCAUAUAUGUUUGCAUGUAUUUUUGAUUUGUGUUGUUAUUCUGUACUCAGUGUGAAAUAUUUUCUGAUGUUAUGACAUUGUUGAAUAAGAAAAAAUCAGUACCUAGAACUAUUCCUAUUCCUGACCCUGUUGUACAUACUUUUAAGACAGACAUAUUGUAAGUUUUAGCCUGUUUUCCAUUUGUUUUGGUAAAUUGAUCCAAAAAUGCUUUUUGCCAACUUAUGAUGACAGUUGCACAGGAACGGUACAGACAUGUCAUGAUUUAAAUAACAUUGCACUCCCUGUUUUCUUUGUUUACAGAUACAUUUAUUAGUGAUAUAUCUCACGUUGGGUGUCAUAGUGUUUGUACUUAAUGGUGCUGAAACAUGAUCUGACAUGGUUAAAAAAAAGUAUCAAGGGCAGCCAUGAAGUUCUGUGCAUGUUCUGCCUUGUUUAUGCCAAACGUCUUCAGGAAGGGACAGGAAGGUGGAAAAGGAUCACAUCAUUCUGUGUUCAACACUUCAGAUAGUUAAAGCAUAGAGAACAGUUUACCAGAGGUGAGAUGUUUAUGGUUGGAAUUGUUGACAUUACAUUUUCAUGUUCAGA